AUGUCGACAGGCAGCUGCUGGUGCGGCAACCUCAAAUACGAGUUCGAAGGGGACUCUAAGCACGUGAUUUUGUGUCACUGCCUAACCUGCCAAAAGAUAUCCGGGACAACUAAUACCGCCAAUAUUCCUGUCCCGCGAGACAAGCUGAAGGUGACUGGAUCUCCCAAAUCUCACACUGAAAAACACGAGGAUGGAUUCGACUUGACCAAAUUCUUCUGUGGCGACUGCGGCACGACAAUCUACAAGCAGGCUACUGCAGAUAUGUUUGCACCAGUCUCUUUGGUCCAAGCGGGAACGUUGGAUGGCCCUGCUAAGGACAAGGUCAGCCAACCUGUCGCGGAGUUGAAUGUGAGAAUCAGGCAGCCUUGGUUAACUGAAGUUGGUGCCGCUGCUCAAAAGCAAGGAUUUGACUAG
Messenger RNA from Trichoderma harzianum CBS 226.95, 414 nucleotides. RefSeq lists its product as hypothetical. The coding region runs from base 1 to 414 and encodes 137 amino acids. Lineage: Eukaryota; Fungi; Ascomycota; Sordariomycetes; Hypocreales; Hypocreaceae. The transcript has 2 exons. The record is from RefSeq and is a predicted model, not a curated record. Gene Ontology annotation, molecular function: carbon-sulfur lyase activity.